Molecule: messenger RNA, 1209 nt
Organism: Camelina sativa (false flax)
Lineage: Eukaryota; Viridiplantae; Streptophyta; Magnoliopsida; Brassicales; Brassicaceae
Product: pentatricopeptide repeat-containing protein At3g60960, mitochondrial
Molecular function (GO): protein binding
Source: RefSeq, a predicted model, not a curated record
AUGUCCCUCCUCCGCCGUAUAGUCCGAAAUUCGACCGUAUCAAAGGUGUUCAAGCCUUACCCACUCGGAACAGACCCUUCCUCACUCCGCAAACUUGAUCCUGUCUCAAUCAGGGAUAUCGAUAACCGCCCAAUUUCUCUGCGAUACAGAGUCACGGUGAUGAUCGAGAUGUCUAAUAUCGACAAAGCCUCGAAGCUCGCGCGCCUGGCAGUCAUGGACGAACUUCGAGUCGACAGAGACACCGUCUUCAUCUGCAACUCCAUAAUCGGCGCCAUGUGCAGCGCCAGACGGUACGACGAAGCCAUCUCUCUGUUCAAUUACUUUUUCAACGAGUGUCAAACUCUCCCAAACAUGCUCUCCUGCAAUCUCGUCAUGAAAGCACACUGCGACCAAGGUCGCGUGGACGACGCUCUUGAGCUAUACCGCCACGUUUUACAAGACGGGAGUUUAGCUCCAGGGAUCGAGACGUACAGGAUACUCACGAGAGCCUUGGUUGAUUCUAAAAGAUUCGAUGAAGCUUGUGAUUUAGUGAGAUCCAUUAGGAGCUUUUGUAGUUUCAUGGUCUAUGACAUUCUAAUUCGCGGGUUCUUGGAUAUAGGGAACUUGGUAAAGGCUAGCCAAAUCAUGGAGGAAUGGAAAGAAUCGAAUAAUAAUAGUAAUAAAGUUCCACGGAGAGAGUAUGACAAGGCAGUUGCAGUCUUCAAUGUUUCGUUUGUGAAGUAUUUUUUCAAGCAAGGCAAAGAUGAGAAAGCUAUGGAGAUUCUCGCAACUCUGGAAGAUGCUCAAGUGCUGGAACCCGUUGUGGGAAACAGGGUUUUACAAGUUCUGGUGGAGCACGGUAAGAAUACAGAAGCCUGGGAAUUGUUUGGAGAGAUGAUAGAAAUCUGUGAUUCUGAGACGGUUGACAUAAUGUCCAGGUAUUUUAGUGACAAAAAAACUGUGCCACUCGUGCGGCUUAGGAAAACAUGUUAUAGGGCGAUGAUCGCGUGUCUCUGCGACCAUGGAAAAGUGUCAGAGGCAGAGAAACUCUUCGCCGAGAUGUUUACCGAUGUUGACGGACAGGACUUGUUGGUGGGGCCUGACCUUUCAACAUUCAGAGCAAUGAUCAAUGGGUAUGUUCAAGUAGGGAGAGUCGAUGGUGCAAUCAAGACCUUAAACAAGCUCCGGAUUUCAAAUAUCAGAAAGCUUGCUAUUCAUCGAGACCCAUAA